This is a messenger RNA of Aspergillus wentii DTO 134E9, 1843 nucleotides long. Its product is annotated as putative transcription factor Rap1. Gene Ontology annotation, cellular component: shelterin complex. NCBI's taxonomy places the organism in Eukaryota, Fungi, Ascomycota, Eurotiomycetes, Eurotiales, Aspergillaceae. Gene Ontology annotation, molecular function: telomeric repeat DNA binding. Bases 109 to 1425 code for a protein of 438 amino acids. The transcript is spliced from 4 exons. The record is from RefSeq and is a predicted model, not a curated record. Gene Ontology annotation, biological process: regulation of DNA-templated transcription; telomere maintenance via telomere lengthening.
GAUCACGCGUUGUGAACAAAGAACCUCAGGAAACUCCUAUUGAGGGUCGCAGCGCUUUGCUUGGACUUAUUAGAGACGUGUCUCUGGGCCUAUGGCUCUAGAGUGAAUAUGCCAGGAAUGACUUCGGGGGCUGACAGUGUUGGCUCAAACGGCGAAUCUCACGCUCUCUUCCAAGGGAAGCAUUUCUGGCUAUCUCAGAACGUCCCUCAGAGGUCAAGAUUCAAAGAACUCAUACAGCAAAAUGGGGGUAUUAUAAGACUUCAAGAAAAACACGCGGAUAUCAAACUAGUCGACCAUGCCAGAAAGAACCUCCCCCCAAACACGUUUUCAUAUCAAUUUGUGGAAGAGUCUAUCCGUAAGGGAAGCCUACAGGACCUAGAAAACUAUCGGGCUGGACCUUCAGCACAGCGCCCGGUAGGAGCAACCUAUAUUCCAAGCUCAGGUACGAGAGUGGUGUACACACUUGAAGACGAUCAGAUUCUUUGGGAUUGGAUGCAACAGUAUGAAGCUGCAGAUGGCGUUGGUGUAGGAGGCAACGCCGCAUACCAAGCACUUGCUGAAAAGCAUCCGAGACACACAUAUCAAUCAUAUCGUGAUCGGUAUCGGAAGAGACUUCGUGGACAGCCUCGUCCAGGAGGCGGUGUUCCGCAAACUACAGACCAGACAACUGCUGUUUCUCAUGAGAAUACCACUGCCAGGCCUUCAUCCCACCCGCAUUCUCCAUCAAAGACCGCCAAAAAUAUCCCAAAGUCUACCAUGGAUGCCGACAGGCCAGAAGAAAGAAAGAGAAAACGAAGUCUAGACGAUGAAACUUCUACUUCUCAUUCAUCCCCCAAACGGAGAACAAUGACACCACAAGUAACCAUCCCCACUACUCAUCAACCCCAAUCAGAAGAGCCUGUAUUACAGAAACAGCCAUCGACAUUUACGAAAGGUAUUACGAAAGAAACAGAAACAGAAACAACCCAAACGGAGAAACCUGAACCAACCACGAAACCAAAGAACAAGGAUCCAGAGUACACAAUGGAUAGCGUUUUCCUAGAACUUCCCUUCUUUCCUCUAACCCCAGAGCCGGAAGAAGAUGAUAAUGAUGAAGGCCCUGAGCAAGAUAUUGACGCAUGGAUUGACGAUCGGCUGCGAACUGGAAAAGCGGAGAAUGAUGCGCAGAUUUUUGUAGCAUUGCGAUGCACCAGCAUGGAUCCCGACUUGGCUGACAAGGUCCUUAAACAACUGGUUGCAGGGAAAGACAUUCCAGAUGAUAUCCCAGGGGUGUGGACAGCUGAAGAUGAUAAAUGUAUAGAAGGACAAGACAGCCGGGGCAUUGAACGUGUACUGAAAAAGCAUGGCUCGGAGUUCUUCAACGCCAGAUGGGAAUAUCUUACCAUGGCUAGAGAUGCAGGCGUGGAACAUGACAUUGAUAAUUAAUGAUAUCAUGAUAUGAUUUCGGUCAUAGAAAGGUUGUAAAAUACAAAAGUUCCCCGUAGGAAGUAUCAAAACAGGAAGCAAAUUAAAAAGGCCCGGAAAUUCAAAUUAAGCAAAAAAUGACAGGGAAAAAAAGGUCUGAAGAUUAUGAUGUCACUCGUGAGAUCUUCAUUGCCUUGAUAAAGCCAGGGAGGAUUAUCUUACAAGAGAAAUAUUGCAGUCCAGGGCCUAUCGACUCCGGUCAACCACCAUUCAUAGCAGUUAGUAUUCUCCAUUCCUGGCCAGCAAGUACUGUGUCCAAUCGAUCAGAUAUGGUCAAAUCCCAGCAUAUUCGAGUCACCGAACAUGGCUCUCGCAAACUCCGAGACAAACAUUUCAACCCUCCUUGAACACACUAACGAAUGGUCAGUAAUGGCGAUGG